Triplophysa dalaica is the source of this 2786-nucleotide messenger RNA. It is a transcript of the gene dbnlb, whose product is annotated as drebrin-like b. Gene Ontology annotation, biological process: neuron projection morphogenesis; positive regulation of axon extension; postsynaptic actin cytoskeleton organization. Lineage: Eukaryota; Metazoa; Chordata; Actinopteri; Cypriniformes; Nemacheilidae. Bases 172 to 1641 code for a protein of 489 amino acids. The record is from RefSeq and is a predicted model, not a curated record. The transcript has 15 exons. Gene Ontology annotation, molecular function: actin filament binding. Gene Ontology annotation, cellular component: lamellipodium; dendrite; postsynaptic density.
CAAUAUUCACGAGAUACAACUUGCCCAUAGUAGGGUUGGAAAAGGGUGCUACGUGAUGUGGCGCAGCGCGCUUCCUGUCUGCGUUUAGCCCAGAGAUAUACAUCUAUCCCCGGAGUUCACUGCAGCGUUUGUCCCCGGAGCCGGACGGUUAAAACACACAUAUUUCCAAUCAUGUCUGUGAACCUGAGCAAAAACGGCCCGACCCUCACCGGGGCCUAUAACGAGGUGGUGGAUGAGAAAUCGAACACUAACUGGGUCCUCUUCACAUAUGAGGGCAACACCAAUGACAUCCGACUGGCAGAAAAAGGAGAUGGUGGUCUGGAGGAGAUGGUCGAGGAGCUGAACAGCGGGAAGGUCAUGUACGGUUUCUGUCGUGUACAAGACCCCAAUUCUGGUCUUCCCAAAUACGUCCUCAUCAACUGGACUGGGGAGGGUGUUAAAGAUGCUAGAAAAGGACAGUGUGCAAACCAUGUGAGCACCAUGGGAAACUUUCUUAAGGGAGCUCACGUGACGAUAAACGCACGUGCGGAGGAAGACGUGGAGCCUGAUGCCAUCAUGCAGAAAGUGGGGAAAGCCUCAGGAGCUAACUACAGCUUUCACAAAGAGUCUAAUCGCUUCAGAGACACCGGACCCCAGGGGCCUGUGGGAUCAGUGUACCAGAAGACUAACGCCAUGUCGGAAAUCAAAAAGAUCAACAAAGACAAUUUCUGGGCCCAAACGGAGAAAGACGAGGAGAAACGUCUUCAGGAGGAGAAGAAGAAGGGAGAGCAGGAGAGACAGAGGGUGGAGAAGGAAAGAAAGGACAGAGAGAUGAAGGAGGCAGAGUUACGGGAUAGGAAAGCUAAAGAGAGAGCAUCACAGAUUGACCAACAGAGGAAGUACCAAGAGCAGCAAGAGGUGGACACUCAAGCCCAAGAGAAACAGCAGUGGGAGGAGCAGAAGAGGGAGGUGACCGCACAGCAGAAACCCUUUAAACGCGGAGAAUCGGUGGAAAAAGCUAACGCGGCGGCGUCUCUCAUCUCCCAGCGCUCCGUUAAUCCCAGAGAAAUGUUCAAACAGAGAGAGAUGGGUAUCAACCCGACAAACACAGACAACUCUCCAUCCAGUCCAAAACCAGGGCGGUUGAACAGCCCUUUUCUGUCCAAGCAGUCAUGUGAUCCAGAGCCAUUGCGUUCUCCUGUGCGUCAGGCCUCGCCCUUACGAGCCAGAGAACCCAGUUUUGAGGAACAGCCCAGAUCUCAGUAUGUGGAACCUGAACCUGAACCUAAACCUGAACCUGAAUCUAAACCAGAACCUGAACCUGAACCUGAGCCUGAGCCUGAGCCAGAAUAUGAAGAUGUUCAAGUAGCCACUGGUCAUUAUGAAACACACAUAGAGUCUUACGAGGGGAAUGUGGAACCAGACAACAUCUAUGAAGAGCCAGCACCGGUGGAGGAACAGAACACGUAUGAUCAGGCUGGUGACCGCGGUGUUUGUGCCAAGGCUCUGUAUGACUACCAGGCUGCUGAUGACACCGAGAUCUCAUUUGACCCUGAUAAUAUCAUCACCAGCAUUGAGAUGAUCGAUGAAGGGUGGUGGCGAGGAUACGGUCCGGAUGGGCAUUUUGGAAUGUUUCCGUCCAAUUACGUUGAACUUAUCUAACACAGCUCAACCUAUCCCGCACCCUCCAUCGGAGUCGGCCUGGCAUUGAUUUGUCCUGCGCAGACUCAACAGAUCUCGGGUGCUUUGAGCAAAAUUGGAUCGGUAUAUUUGAUUGGAAAGACUGAAACUAAAAUCAUGGACCAAAAGAGUUGUAAUCUUGUGAUCGGGGUUAUUUAAACUCUUGAAAGUGAUAUUCUGUAUACUGUAAUGGUAGUUGUCUUUUGUUCGUAUUAUUUCAUGUCAAGCUGUCCAUUAAUUUCACAAAACAAUACUGAUGCUCGCAGACACCCUCAACAGAGACGACCCAAUAGUUGCAGGAAUCCUUGUAAUAUGAACUGGAUGAAAGUCAUGCUUGUGAUGAUGUUCCCGUCACAUCUUUUUAGACUGAACCUGUGUGCAGUGUUUCUUUUUAGCUUUUCAAACAUUAAGAUUUCAACAUAAUAAAUGAAACAUUUUUCUGUUUUAGAGAUGUUCAGCGCAGCUAAGUUUGUAGUAGUUUGAACGUAAUGGUCCUGUUUUGCCUUGAUUUUUAUCUCCACAAGACUGGGUUGGACUGCCUUUAUUUUUUUCCACGAUGUCUUGGUACAGUGUUUAAUGAGAAAUAGACCUGACAAGUUAAUUUGCUGUUUCCUAUAAGUCCGCUUUGGUUUUGAUGGCAUAAUCACCAUAACCGCUGUUAAGAAUCAGCGUGGGUUGAACAUUUCUUUAAGACUUGUAUACUACAGCUUUCCUGUCUACUCGGAAAUGUGGAGAAUAUUAAUACUGUGAUUUUUAGGUUUCAGGGAUCCUUCGUUCUGUCAUGUUACUGCCUUGGGGUCUCGGGUUGGGUCUGUAUUACCCGUGUGACGCCUCUAUGCCGAGUAUUUGAGUGGAUGCGCCAAAACUCGAAUAAAAUCACUUCAGUUUUUUUCCCACCUUUUCAUUUUUAUUAAUCAUGUACUUGUGUAUAAUGUCAGUGGGGAGAGUAUUUUUGUGGAGAUUUUCAAGGUUUAUUUUAAUAAAGACCCAUAUGGAAACAUACAAAGAUCAUAAAGUCGUUUGACAGUGUGGUGUUAGACACGUCAUUGUGAAUAUCUAACAAGUCUGAACAAUGUUGUUACUUCCAUUAAAAGAAUAAAUUAAAGAGUUUUAAAAUGGAACGAAAA